This is a messenger RNA of Branchiostoma floridae (Florida lancelet), 4703 nucleotides long. RefSeq names its product fas-binding factor 1-like. Lineage: Eukaryota; Metazoa; Chordata; Leptocardii; Amphioxiformes; Branchiostomatidae. Gene Ontology annotation, cellular component: centriole; ciliary basal body; ciliary transition fiber. The transcript is spliced from 26 exons. Gene Ontology annotation, biological process: cilium assembly; establishment of epithelial cell polarity. The record is from RefSeq and is a predicted model, not a curated record. Bases 148 to 4494 code for a protein of 1448 amino acids.
UGAAGCAUCAUGGGUAGUUCUGUAUGACCUCUGACCUUCAGUUUGUAUACAAACAUGGCGUCGGUUGGAGAUAAAAUUUCUUGCACGUAAAAGAUAAUCGUUUUUUCUCCCAUUCCUGUCCGUAGUGAAGAGCUCUCGCUGUCCAGAAUGUCGUUUCCAGUGCCAGGGGGACGGAAGCGCCCGGGCAGAGAUGACCCACCAAAGCAGAAGACCAGCUCUUCUGGGAGACAGAGAACACCUGAGAAGUCUAAAGUAGACUUUGAUGAAGACUUCUAUGCCAACCUAGCAGCUGAAGCUGAUUUUGAUGAAGAGUCAGAAGUGUCCGAGGCAGAUCCUCAACAAGUGGUUGGAUCAAUGGGGGACAUUGAUGACAUGGAUGCAGAAUUGUUUGGAAGCUCUCUGAAGAGAAAGAAAACCCCACCAUCUAGGGGCAGUGCUGUCAGUACCCCACCUUCCAGGGGUGGGGAGAACAAACCCUUAUCCCCCUCCCUCAGGACAAAGUCUGGCUCUCCUACAUCUGCAAGGAAGUCUGUUACUUUUUCUGACAACAAGAAGCCAGCCACCACCAGCUCUGAUGUCAGCAGUUCUUACAAUGUAGACAUUUCCGUGUCUGUGGGACCUGACAAGGACUCCAGUACCAAGGACAGCCAGUCCCCAGAACCAGCCAGGAAACCUGGCUCCAGAGGGUACAAGGGCAAGAAAUUCCAGACAGACUUUGGAGAUUUUGAUGAGGAUGACCCACUUGCGGGUCUACUGUCAGAUGAGGAGGAUGCCCCAAAGAAGAAGAAACCAGCCAAGAAAACACCACAAAGAAAGGUGACAGAAGAGACACAAAGUUCACCAGGGGCAAAACCGGGUGGAACCGUCCCUAGAGCAGAGGAGAUAUCUCCAAGGAUGUCGGAGCCUGAGAGGCCACGGACGUCUCACGGCCGGAGACAGGAUGAGCCGGAGGAGGAGAGGAGGGUACAGACCGCUCCUCCUGCUGGACAACAGGAGAAGAAACAACCAGAGAUCAGCUCCAGCCCUCGCCAGGAGAAAACCACAGCUUCCAGAAGAGGCAAGCCUAAAAGGGAAGAGAUCUCCUUUGAUGAUGAUGAUGAUGACUUAAUGGGAACAAUGGGGUUUGAUGACAGCCCUCGACAGGAGAAGAAAGUUGUGCAGAAGAAACAAGAGGACCAGGAAGACUUACAACAGCAAAUUGCUGCAGAGGAGGAACAGGACCAGUUGGAUGAUGAUGGGAAGUCUGCCAAGUCCAGGUUUGAUGCACUGCUGGGAGUGGGGACAGCCAAGAAGCUACUGGAGAGGCCUGGGACAGGGGAGAGGAAAGAGUUUUCACUGGACAAGUACAAAAAGCCACAACAAGAUGAAAAGAAAGAGAAGGAGCCCACUGAAGAAGACUUCAACUUCGGGUCAUACAUGCCGUCAGCUGCUGCCAAGACUCCGCCAUCCCGGGGGAGACCACGCACAGGGGACAGGUCUGUCAGGUUUGAGGAUGAUGAUGACAUCUUCGGCUCCCCCCAAGGGAAGACCCCCUCCCGAGGGGGGCGCAGAAGUGCCCUGGACGACCUGUUGGACCCCACCCCUAGUGCCAAAAAACCUCCAACCCCCAAGUCUGGAAAACUGAAGACUCCUGCUGAGAAAGACAAGGACUCAGACUGGCUUGGUCUGAAGGAUUCUGACAACAAGAGCAACGACCCAUCUGAUUGGCUGGGAAUGACCACAUCCAGCAAAACUGACCAAUCAGGUACCAUCUCUGAUUCAACUCCAGCCAAAAAGGAAGGGAAGGACACGAGUAGUUCAGCGGCAGAUUUUCUUGGCCUUGGUGACGAGGUUGACCCUGACACCUUGACCUCGAGUACAAGAGGACACCAGGACGCUCCAUUCCGAUCCACCGUAGACGAGGGUAAAGCAGACAUCUUCACAGCCCCUGCACUACGAGACCAGACCUCCCCUUUCCCGUGGGAUGGCCCGACCGGUGGUCGCCCUCGGAGGCGCCAGCCUGGUACAGCGGGGCUGCUAGACAGUGGGCCGAUAUCUCCCAGAGACACUGGGCCUCUGGAUGAUGAUCCUGUUCGAGACCAUCCUCCGCUGAGAAGAAGUGGCGACCCCUUGUCUAUGGAUGAUCCCCUAGCUAUGGAUGGUCCUGUAGACCCACUGGGACCAGUAGGUCCCCUACCCAGGAGUAGUCCUGUUAUAGGGCGGGACCAUCAACAGCCAGAACUGCCAAGGAGAGCUUCACAGCCUGCUAGAAGAGGGCCACAAAUGGGAGAGGGACAACAGCACAUGCAGGUCCAGCCUCCUUCUCAGCCUGCCAUUGGGCAAGCUCGGCCCUUACCCACACCCUCAGUACCACAGGGGCACACUGGGACAUAUGGAGCCAACGAGAGGCUGAGUCUAGAACUGCAGCAGCAGGCAGAUAUGUUCAAACAGCAGCAGGAAAUGUUAGCCCGACAGAACCAGGAGAUGGUGCGGCAACAACAGGAGCAGAUCAAGGCUCUCCACAUGCAGCAGGAAAGACUGAUGCAGCAGAUCUCACCCCGUUCUCAAAUGGCCUCUCAUUCAGCAAUGGCACCCCAGUCCCAGAUGACUCCUAACUACCAGCUGCCAACUUAUCAGCUACCUACAAUGGGACAUUCACCUGCCAAUGUUAGUGAUCUAGAAAGCAAGAUCCGUCAGCUGCAGGCAGAGAGAGAUCACCUACAGAUCAUGUUGGAGUCCAGUAAACACAGGCACCAGGAGGAGCUGUCCAGUGUGGAGGAGGCUCACAAGGCACGGCUACAGCUGGCUGAGGAGUCCUUUCAGCGCAGGGAGGCUAGGCUGCGAGAGGAGAACGAGCAGCUGGUGACCCAGCACCUGGCGCGGCUGAAGACAGCUGAUGAGGAGAAGGCGCAGGUGCAGGCUGCUCACCAUAAGAAGGUCCUGGAGCUGCAGGCUGAGAAGUCUGAGGAACUGGAGAGGAUCAAGGAACUACAUAGAAAAUCCGUCCAGGAGCUUCAGUCUGACCACGAGGACCAGCUGAACAGACUCCACAGGAUGAGAGAACAGGAGAUCGAGGCAGCUACAAGUGCUACCAGACAUACAAGAUCCCUCCAGUCAGUGGUGCAGAAAGUUGAGGAGAAUGCUAAGAACCUGGGGCAGCUGUCCUUCAAGCUGGAGGGGCACCACAUCUCAGGGCUGGAGGAGAGGGAGACUGCAGCCAGGGAGCUGGAGAGGCAGCUCAAAUUGCUGCAGGAGAGACUGGGUCACCAGCAGGAGGAGAACGAGCGCGAGCGGACCAGGCUCCAGGAUCUGAUUGGUCGACUGGAGGCACGGCUGACGGAGCAAGGUCGUCAGCUGGAGGAGGAGAGGUGGAAGGUCAAGUCUGAACAGAACAGGGUCCAGGCCUUGCAGAAGUCCCUUGAGGAAGAACGGCGGUACCUGUCCCAGCAGCUGGCCAUGGAGAGGGAGUCUGUACAGCGGGCCAAGAAUGAGCUCAUGGAGGAACAGAAGCAGGUCAUGGCUCAGUGUGCUGAGGAGAGGAGGAAACUGGCUACAGAGUGGGCAGAAUUCCACACUGCAGAAAGAGUCGCUAAGGAGAGAGCCACUGACCAAUCAGCACGCAGCAUCAAAACAGAGGCAGAGAGAGAAAGCACCAUUAAGUCACUGGCACAGGAACAGGCCUCCAUUACUGUCAAGUUGAACGACCUCAGACUGGAGGAAGAACGACUCAAUCAGGAGAAAAUUGCUUUGAACGAGAAAAGACAGGCAUUGGAUGCAGAAGCAGAAAAGAUGGCAUACCUCAGCAAACAGGUGGCCAGAAAGUCAGAGGAGAUAGAGACUGUGAGCCUGGAGGCUGCGCAGAACAGAGAGGAGGGACAGAGGGCGCUGGUGGAGGCACGCAGGGUUGAGGCCGAGCAGGACAAGAGACUGGGUACCAUCGAGUCUCAGUUACAGUAUCUCAGGCAGCAGGAGAAACAGAUAGCAGAGGAACGGCUCUCUCUUGCAAAGGACAAGAGAGAUCUGGAGCAGACAAUGGGAUCAUAUGUGUGUAUCAAUUGUCGCACACCUGUUAGGGAUAACAGCAGAGGCUUUGCACAGCAGCCAAUCAACAUUCAGCAAUUAGGACCUCAACCAAUCAACUACCAGCAAGUGCCACAAACUUUACCACAGUCUCUGAUGACCUCUCCAUCCCAGGGCCUGUCUUCACCUCAAAUAGGGAUGGUCAUGCCUUCCCCGGAGUCCUCUUACACAGCGGCUUUACCAAGUUCUGUGCUGGACUCAUCACCUCAGCCUAAUGGGAGUUUUGGGUCCCCACAACAUGAGAAUGGGGUAAUACCAGUGCCUUUUCACCCUGCCAUGUCACCUGUAGCAGCUGAUCUGGCCAGGAAGUUGUUGAAUUGGAAGAAUUCAUCAGAGAGGGACAAAGAAUACUUGGACAAUGAGAAGUUUUACUUAGAAACUCUGAAACAUUCCCCGUAUCAUAGCAAUAGCUCAAGUCCUCAGAAAGUGACAUGACAACGGUUUUAACUGUUGUUUGUAUGUUACUUACAGUUUUAGGUGCAUCUAUGCUGCAGGUAGUUUAAAUGGCUUUCAACUAACUAAAUGUGUAACAUUUAUGAUGGAGGCCAUUUACAAAGCCUUACAACAGAGGACCUCAGAUAUGAUGAAGAAUGGAAAAUACAAAAAUUAGUGUUGUUCAUCUAUGGGUCCAGUCAAAUAAAUCU